This is a messenger RNA of Capsella rubella, 237 nucleotides long. Its product is annotated as putative defensin-like protein 238. Gene Ontology annotation, biological process: signal transduction. The record is from RefSeq and is a predicted model, not a curated record. Lineage: Eukaryota; Viridiplantae; Streptophyta; Magnoliopsida; Brassicales; Brassicaceae. The coding region runs from base 1 to 237 and encodes 78 amino acids. The transcript has 2 exons.
AUGAGAUCUACUACUUUGUUUAUAGUUUUAUGUGUUUUCAUGUUCAUUGCUUUAAACAAUGUUAAAGGACAAGCAAAACCAAAAGAGUGUCAGAUUAAAAAUACCUACCGUGGAAAUUGUGGCACGAAUGGAAGCCAGAAGUGUCUAAAUAUCUUAAACGAUAAAAGUGUAAAGCGUUGCGAUUGUAGUGAAACAAAAGCAGUACGUGAGGUUAUAUGCACAUGUUCUCGUUGCUAA